AAGCCGGCCACUGCCAACCUGACAUCUUUUCAUAUCCCCACACACCCUGUGAUACCCUCGUCACCACCGACGUCCACCGCGCCAUGGCCUCUCUCGCUCCCUCCACGCCUCUGAUCGCUGGAUCCGGUGUCGUGAUCUCGUAGCCUUCGGUCGAGGGCUUCACCGGCGUCGAUUCAAGGUUUUCGGUCGAAUUCUUGAGUUUGUUUGGCGAUUCCAACGAGCAAACCAUGUCCCGCCCUGCUGCCGCUACCCAUUUCCACAAAUCGAAGACCCUUGAUAACAAAUAUAUUCUUGGAGAUGAGAUCGGGAAGGGAGCGUAUGGGCGCGUGUACAAGGGUUUGGAUUUGGACAAUGGGGGCGUUGUGGCCAUCAAGCAGGUGUCGCUGGAGAAUAUCCCCCAGGAGGACCUCAACAUUAUUAUGCAAGAAAUUGAUCUACUAAAGAACUUGAACCACAAGAACAUUGUCAAGUACCUUGGAUCAUUGAAGACAAAGACUCACCUUCACAUCAUUCUUGAGUAUGUUGAAAAUGGUUCACUUGCAAAUAUCAUCAAGCCAACCAAAUUUGGACCAUUCCCUGAGACCUUGGUGGCAUUUUACAUAACCCAGGUUUUGGAAGGAUUGGUCUACCUGCAUGAGCAAGGUGUGAUUCACCGGGAUAUCAAGGGUGCAAAUAUUUUGAUGACCAAAGAAGGCCGUGUCAAACUUGCCGACUUUGGUGUAGCCACAAAACUGAAUGAAGCGGAUCUAAAUACACACUCUGUUGUUGGAACCCCAUAUUGGAUGGCUCCUGAGGCUUAUGAUUAA
Messenger RNA from Dioscorea cayenensis subsp. rotundata (Guinea yam), 806 nucleotides. Its product is annotated as MAP3K epsilon protein kinase 1-like. Gene Ontology annotation, molecular function: protein kinase activity; ATP binding. NCBI's taxonomy places the organism in Eukaryota, Viridiplantae, Streptophyta, Magnoliopsida, Dioscoreales, Dioscoreaceae. Gene Ontology annotation, biological process: protein phosphorylation. The coding region runs from base 228 to 806 and encodes 192 amino acids. The transcript is spliced from 8 exons. The record is from RefSeq and is a predicted model, not a curated record.